AUGGUAGUGUUUAAGAAGAAGCUGAUCAAACGCAGCGGGGUGCGGCGCUCGCUCGACGACGACGAUAACGAGCUCAUUGUCUCCGGCACCACUGCCUCGGAGUCGGCGUUCACCGUGAAGCCAGUGCCUGCAUCGGAUGCUUCCGACAUGUCGGAAGUGCCGAAGCCGUCGGAACAAGCAUCGACGCCGGUGGUGCUUAAUCUUGAUGAUUUAGACGAAAGCGACGAUGAGACACCUCGGACGUUCAUGCCCAAAAACGACGAGAUCAAAAUAACUGCUCGAGACGUGGCUAAUGAGUAUGGCGACGACUACGAGGACGGCUCGGAAAACAAACUCCGGCGCGGCUACAGUGAUGAUGACGUCGGUAUCGAUAUUGAUGGCGACGACGACACCGCUGCCGCCGACUCUGGGCGCUACCACCGUGAGGUUGAUGCCGCGCCGCACCAGUUUCCUCGGGUACUUAACAUUCUGCAACAGAUCAGCUCUUUACAAAACAUGAGACGGCUUGCCGAGGCGAAAAAGCUCCAGCUUCAACAACAAGAGGCCGACACGUUGCGGCGCUUGGACGAGAUUGCCGCGAGAAAGCUUGAACUUCAACGGGAGCUUAGUUCGUGGUGA
Diutina rugosa is the source of this 618-nucleotide messenger RNA. RefSeq lists its product as uncharacterized. Lineage: Eukaryota; Fungi; Ascomycota; Pichiomycetes; Serinales; Debaryomycetaceae. The transcript has a single exon. Bases 1 to 618 code for a protein of 205 amino acids. The record is from RefSeq and is a predicted model, not a curated record.